Molecule: messenger RNA, 3197 nt
Organism: Lotus japonicus
Lineage: Eukaryota; Viridiplantae; Streptophyta; Magnoliopsida; Fabales; Fabaceae
Product: kinesin-like protein KIN-UA
Exons: 19
Coding region: 135-2825 (896 amino acids)
Biological process (GO): microtubule-based movement
Molecular function (GO): ATP binding; microtubule binding; microtubule motor activity
Source: RefSeq, a predicted model, not a curated record
CCCCAAAAGUGCGUUGCAAGUUUGCAAAUUCGUAACUGCAAAUUCAUUUUCAUUAUUCAAAUCGUUUUCCUCUGUUUCAUUUUCCUUGAUGAGCAAGACCAAAAGCAAACCCUGAAUCCUUCAAAUUUGAAGAAAUGGCCACCUCUCACGGUGGUGGUGGUGGUGGUAACGGUUACAGAAAUGGUACUCACAGUCAAAGUCAUAGAACCUCUUUCAAGCCGGCAAAUGUGAAGUCCAAACCUACUCAACGGCGGAGUAGCACCGGCAGCAGCAACAGUAACGGCAAGGACCAUGCUGCUGUGCCUGGAAGGGUUAGAGUAGCGGUUAGGUUGCGGCCACGGAAUGCCGAGGAAUUAUUGGCUGAUGCUGAUUUUGCGGACUGUGUGGAACUACAGCCGGAGCUCAAAAGGUUAAAACUCCGGAAGAACAAUUGGGAUGCAGAUACUUAUGAAUUUGAUGAGGUGCUCACUGAAUUUUCGUCACAAAAACGUGUUUAUGAAGUUGUGGCCAGGCCUGUUGUGGAGAGUGUGCUGGAUGGCUACAAUGGGACAGUUAUGGCAUAUGGGCAAACUGGUACUGGUAAAACUUAUACUCUUGGACGACUUGGGGAGGAAGAUACAGCUGCACGUGGAAUAAUGGUGCGAGCUAUGGAGGAUAUUUUUGCAGAUGUUUCUUUGGAAACUGAUUCUGUCUCGGUCUCAUAUUUGCAGCUUUAUAUGGAAACUAUACAAGAUCUGCUUGACCCGGCCAAUGAUAAUAUCACCAUCGUAGAAGAUCCCAAAACUGGUGAUGUUUCGCUACCCGGAGCUAGCCUAGUUGAGAUUAGGGACCAGCAGAGUUUUCUAGAACUACUAAGAUUAGGAGAAGCUCACCGCUUUGCUGCAAAUACAAAACUGAAUACAGAAUCUUCUCGAAGUCAUGCUAUUCUGAUGGUUCAUGUCAAGAGAUCCGUCAAGGGAAGAGAUCCCACUGUUUCAAGUGAAAAUGGCAAUCAUCCGCACAUGGUUAAAUCAUUAAAGCCUCCUGUCAUUCGGAAAGCCAAGUUGGUUGUUGUAGAUCUUGCUGGUUCAGAGCGAAUUGAUAAGUCAGGCAGUGAAGGACAUACAUUAGAAGAAGCCAAAUCUAUCAAUCUGUCCUUGAGUGCGUUGGGGAAGUGUAUCAAUGCACUUGCGGAGAACAGUGCGCAUGUUCCAUUUCGUGACUCAAAGCUUACUAGAUUGUUACGUGAUUCAUUUGGAGGCACAGCAAGAACUUCACUGGUCAUUACUAUUGGACCCUCUCCGCGGCAUAGGGGAGAGACUGCCAGUACUAUAAUGUUUGGACAGAGGGCUAUGAAGGUGGAAAACAUGGUAAAGCUAAAGGAGGAAUUUGAUUACAAAAGCUUAUCUAGAAGGCUAGAAAUAGAAUUAGAUAAACUCAUUAUGGAACAUGAAAGGCAGCAGAAGGCAUUUGAGGAUGAGAUAAAAAGGUUAGCCACCGAAGCACAACAUCAGAUAUCUGAGACUGAAAAAAACUACAUGGAUUCAUUGGAGAAGGAAAGAGCAAAAUAUCAGAAAGACUAUAUGGAAUCAAUUAAGAAGCUUGAAGAGAAGAUGGUGAUGAAUCUUCGAAAGAAUGAGGAACCUCAUAUGAAGUCAAGUGGAGAGAUUCCUGAGGUGUCUGCUGAGGAACUGGCUGAUCUGAAAAGAAAUCUACAAAAGGAGACUCUUUUAAGAAAAGCUGCUGAAGGGGAGGUGAAUAAUUUGAAGAUUCAAGUUGCUGAGCUAAAAAAGUCAGAGGCAUUAGGAAAGUCAGACAUCUUAAAACUUCAUAGGAUGUUGGAAGAUGAGGCACAUCAGAAAGAGAAACUUGAAGGAGAAAUAGCAAUAUUACAAAGUCAAAUGUUGCAGUUUAGUCUUGAAGCCGAUGAGACAAGACGACAACUAGACAAGGGUGGAUUUGAAAAAGAAGUGGGUUGUCAUGAUUCUCCUACUUCCCAAGUCAAGCAUCAGCAGCAAGCUUCAGGAAAUGGAGAGAAGCCCUCUAUAGCCAAGCUCUUUGAGCAAGUGGGAUUGCAGAAGAUUUUGUCAUUGCUUGAAGCAGAAGAUGCUGAUGUGCGAGUCCAUGCUGUGAAAGUUGUAGCAAAUCUAGCUGCUGAAGAAACAAAUCAGGGGAAGAUUGUUGAAGCUGGAGGGCUUACAUCCUUGCUUACGCUGCUUAAGACCUCACAAGAUGAGACCAUACAUAGAGUUGCUGCAGGUGCAAUUGCAAAUUUGGCAAUGAAUGAAUCAAACCAAGAACUCAUUAUGGCCCAAGGGGGAAUUAGUUUACUGUCAAUGACUGCAGCCAAUGCUGAAGAUCCUCAAACCCUUAGAAUGGUUGCUGGAGCCAUUGCUAAUCUUUGUGGCAAUGAUAAGCUGCGAACAAAACUAAGGGGCGAAGGUGGUAUCAAGGCACUACUGGGAAUGAUCAGAUGCAGACAUCCUGAUGUGCAUGCACAGGUUGCUCGCGGAAUAGCAAAUUUUGCGAAGUGUGAGUCGAGAGCAUCUAGUCAAGGGACAAAGAGCGGAAGAUCUUUCCUUAUUGAGGAUGGCGCCCUUCCAUGGAUUGUGCAAAAUGCAAAUAACGAAGCCUCAUCAAUUAGGCGUCAUACUGAGCUUGCACUCUGUCACUUAGCUCAACAUGAAGUAAAUGCAAGAGACAUGAUUCGGGAGGGUGCAUUAUGGGAGCUAGAUCGUAUCGCACGAGAUUGUUCAAGAGAAGACAUAAAGACUCUUGCACAUCGAACACUAGUCUCCAGCCCCACUUUCCAAGCUGAAAUGAGGCGUUUGCGGGUGAAUUAUUGAUGAAUUCUGUAGAAUAAACUAAAGAGGACUGGAGAUACAAAGAUACACAACGAAUCUUAGUAUUUUGGAUGUAUCACUCUUUUCAAGCAAUCAAGCAGGGUUUCUCCAGUGUAUAGCUGAAACAAUGACAAGUGUAGGUGGGUUUUUGUAUUAUUGUAUAUGGUUGAUCCAUUAAUGGAUGGCCGUAAUUUAAUCAAGUCAACGUGUUGUCGCUAUGGUCUGUUUGCCUAGUCUAGCUUCAGGGUGUAAAUUUGGUUUGUAUAUGAAAUAGAGACAAGGAUAGCGGCAGUUUUGAAUUUGUGACAUGAAAUAGUUAUUUGCCAUUCAUAAUGACCGUAGUUAGUUAAUUUAAUUAUUAAGUGAUUGAUUGAA